This is a messenger RNA of Corticium candelabrum, 1399 nucleotides long. RefSeq lists its product as uncharacterized. Lineage: Eukaryota; Metazoa; Porifera; Homoscleromorpha; Homosclerophorida; Plakinidae. Gene Ontology annotation, molecular function: isomerase activity; carbohydrate binding. The coding region runs from base 24 to 1145 and encodes 373 amino acids. The transcript has a single exon. The record is from RefSeq and is a predicted model, not a curated record. Gene Ontology annotation, biological process: carbohydrate metabolic process.
UGGUCACGUGAUCCAAUCCGAAAAUGCUCGAGAAUCGAUUAUUGACGCCCGUUGCAGCCGUAUUGGCAUCCUUUCUCGCUACUUCUCUUUCCGUCAGGCUCGAGAACGACGAAGUUCGCGCCGCAGACUUCGAAAUCGUUAACGACGCGUUCGGUGACGUGCAUCUCAAAGUGCUGCGCAACGUGCACACCAACGAGUCGGUAUCGGUCAUCUACGACUUUGGAGGACGAAUCGAAGACAUCGAGCUUUUAUCCAAACGGAGCGGAAAACUGAAGUCGAUGAUAUGGACGCACAGCCGCAAUGCAACAGCAGUGAGGGAGAACGAGAGCUGGCGCGGUCAGAUCCUCUUGCCUUACGCCAAUCGAGUAAAGAGGGGCAUCUAUGAGUUCCAGAAGACAUUCUACCGUCUACCGAUCGCUGACUACCAGCUGCAUCAUGCCAUGCACGGUCUCUUGUUCAAUCAGACUCUCACAGUUGUGGAGCAGAGUGUUGACAAGGAGGAUGGUGCUUUGCUUGUGUUGGGAUAUAAUUUCACGGGAGAGGAUUUGGGGUAUCCGUUCCGGCUGCACGUUCUUCUCGAUUAUAUGUUGAGGUCUGAUGGGUUUUACUUCAGAGUUCAUGCACGAAAUGCGAUGGAACGAGAGCCAUUGCCGUUUCAUGUCGGUUGGCAUCCUUACUUUCUGGUAUCGGAUGUAUCGAAGGCGAUAGUGAUGUUUGAUAAUUCGACUUUGUGGAACCACGUGGACGUGACCAACAAUUCCAACGUCUACACUGACCUCAUACCGACCGGUCUCACACAUCUGUGGGAUAACUUUACACGCGGGGCUCCUAUUGGUGGAGAUAUGGGUAACCCGACUUUCUAUGAUGACGAAUCGAAAGCCACCAUGCCACGUCAGUUACUUCGAAAUAUCUCAAGUACGAUUUUUGAUCCCGUGACGGGUGAUAGAACCGUUCUGACGCAAGACGGAUUGGUUUUUCCUUUCGUUCAUGUGUACACCGGAGGGGUGGGGAGGUGGGGAGUUCAUGCGGUGGCCGUCGAGCCCAUGUCGGGUAUGGCCGAUUGCUACAACAAUAUGAACGAUCUGGUUGUGUUGAACGGUCAGCAGACUUGGGUGGGAGAAUUCAAUGUGAAGCUUACUGACUGACUGCAUGACUUAGUCUGCACCAGUGAGCUAGUGCUCAAACAUCUAUACAUGAUUACUUGCUUGAGUCUUUGUGAUCUGGAUAGUAGAUGUGGCAAUGAUCUAUGUAUGUAGUCUAAGAGACUUGGUUGUUUUGUCUUGUCUUGAGCCAUUUGUUUGACAAUGUGGUUUUACUAUCUAUUGCUCUUCAUUACUACAUUGAUACAGUAACACUGUUGUCUAACAGAUCUUACUGGCACAUAUUAAUAUGUCUGAUU